Vigna radiata var. radiata (mung bean) is the source of this 2289-nucleotide messenger RNA. RefSeq names its product DNAJ protein JJJ1 homolog. Lineage: Eukaryota; Viridiplantae; Streptophyta; Magnoliopsida; Fabales; Fabaceae. Gene Ontology annotation, molecular function: nucleic acid binding; zinc ion binding. The transcript is spliced from 3 exons. The coding region runs from base 43 to 1998 and encodes 651 amino acids. The record is from RefSeq and is a predicted model, not a curated record.
GUUUUAGCUGAAGACAAAAAACCGGAACCCUAGCAAGCAUCAAUGGCGUCCUCGUCGUCGCUGGCGAAGAGAUGCCACUACGAAGUGCUCGAUCUCCCCCAAGACUGUUCUCCCGAGGAGAUUCGCUCCUCCUACCGCCGCCUUGCCCUUCAGCGCCACCCGGACAAGCUCAUAAAAUCGGGUAUCUCCCAAGAGGAAGCCACCGCGCAGUUCCAGGAACUCCAACACGCAUACGAAGUUCUCUCCGACCCCAAGGAACGCGCUUGGUACGAUUCCCACCGUUCCCAAAUCCUCUUCUCCGACCCUAAUUCCCUCUCCAAAUCGGUCGUCCCGGACCUCUUCUCCUUCUUCUCAAACACCGUCUAUUCCGGCUACUCUGACACCGGAAAGGGCUUCUAUAAAGUUUAUUCUGAUGUUUUCGAUAAAAUCCACGCCAACGAAAUCAAUUUCGCGCGGAAAAUGGGGCUCGGAGUUGAGGCGGUUCGACAGGCUCCUCUAAUGGGGAACUUGGAUAGCCCCUACGCGCAGGUCACUGCGUUUUAUGGAUAUUGGUUAGGGUUUUGUACUGUGAUGGACUUUUCUUGGGUGGAUGAGUAUGAUGUUAUGGCAGGGCCGAACCGGAAGUCGCGGCGGCUUAUGGAGGAGGAGAAUAAUAAGGCGAGGAAGAAGGCGAGAAGGGAGUAUAAUGAUACUGUGAGGAGGUUGGGGGAUUUUGUGAAGAAGAGGGAUAAGAGGGUGAUUGAUAUGAGGGUGAAGAAGAAUAUGGAGAUGGAGAAGAAGAAGGAGGAAGAGAGGGAGAAAAAGAAGAGGUUGGAGAAGGAGAGGAAGGAGAGGGCCAUGGCGUAUGAGGAGGCUGACUGGGCUAAGGUUGAUAAUGAGGAGGAGGUAGAGGAAUGGGUCGAGGAGGGGGAGGAGGAGAAGAAGAAGAAUGAUAAGGAGUUUUAUUGUGUGUUAUGUGGGAAGAAGUUUAAGAGUGAGAAGCAGUGGAAAAAUCAUGAGCAGUCCAAGAAGCAUAAGGAGAGGGUUGCGGAGUUCAGGGAUUCCAUUGGUGAUGAGCAGGAUUUGGAAGAAGGAAAGGAGGGACUGGGAAAUGAGGAAGAUGGGGUUGGGGUGGAUGGUGAUGGUGGUUAUGGGGUUGGUGAUUUGGAAGCGAGGAUUCGGGAUGAUCUUAAUGUUGAAGACGGGGUAAUUAGAAACGGGGUUGAACCGGAUGAUGAUGAUGAUGGCGGUGGUGAUGAGUUUUCCGAUGCUUCGCAUGUGAAGGAGGGGGAAGAUUCCAAUGGGUCGGUUAAUCUUGAUGUUAGUGGCAAUCAAGAUGGUGAUAACGAUGAAAAUGGUGUUCUUGAUGAGUUUUCCGAUGCUUCGCAUGCGAAGGAGGGGGAAGAUUCCAAUGGGUCGGUUAAUCUUGAUGAUAGUGGCAAUCAAGAUGGUGAUAACGAUGAAAAUGGUGUUCUUGAAGCAAUGGUGGCUGGCCACAAGAACAGAAAGCCGCGAGCUUCAACCCACAAAUCCAAGGCUUCAAUAUUUCCAUCUCAAAUUGAAACUGAGAAGGAUGAAUUUGGCCCUACGGAGUACAACAACCGGAAGCCCACGAGAAAGAAACGUAGAGCUAAGAAAGAGAAGGGUAGGGAAAAUUGGGAAGAAUCUCAGGGGACUGCUUCCAGUUGCAAUGAUGAGAACAUAAACGGUAAAGGAAAUGACAAUUCUCAUGGAGAGGAGUCUUGUUCCCAACAUUUUACGGAAAAUGGGGAUAACAUUAUUGGGAAUGAGCAGGUUAGUAGAGGUAAUAAGAUUUCAAACCAACCCGCUGAUAAAAAGGGAGCUGGCAAGGACACAAAAAUCACAGCCAAAAUUUCAUCCAAAGGAAGAAAAGCAAAGGUGACAUCGAAAAACAUUGGUAAUACUUGUGAUGCGUGUGGAGAGGAGUUUGAGUCAAGAAAUAAAUUACAUAAACAUCUUGGCGAUUCUGGGCAUGCGACAAUAAUAAGAGGUCGAUAAAGGAAGCUGCAGUUGGAAUUAUUCAAUUCAAGCGCUUCCCCGAGUAUAAUUCCAGUUCCAGAUAUUUACCGGCAAAAGAUAUUGUUCCAUUCUUUAAUUCUUAAUAGUGUUUAAGAAUUUUUGUGUAAUCCUUCGGCAGAAUGAUUCUGUUAUUUAUGUCAUAGUUGAGAGAGACAUGGAUCCCUUAGUAUGUCAAUUUUUUAGUUUCAUGUCUCGAGCAGAGAAGUGUUUAAACGAAUUAUAGUAAAAGAAAAUCUUGAUUUAUUAUAGAUGAUCAUUUUAAUCUUUGGA